UUCUAUCCGACAGGGUUCGGAGGUGCCACAGAACUAAAUGAAAGGAGGAUUGUUCUAGUCGGGAAGACUGGAGUGGGAAAGAGCGCAGCAGGAAACACCAUCCUGGGGAGAGAAGCGUUUGAGUCUGAGCUGUCUCCGUCUUCCAUGACGUCUGAAUGCCAGAAAGCUAAGGGGAAUGUCGGCGGUCGAAAGGUCGCCAUCAUUGACACUCCGGGGCUGUUUGACACUAAUUUCACCCAAGAAGAAGUGUUGAAGAGGAUCAAGAUGUGCAUCUCUCUGUCUGCUCCUGGUCCUCACGCCUUCCUGGUGGUUCUCCAGCUGGGCAGGUUCACCCAGGAGGAGAAGGAAACCGUCCAGAUGAUUCAGACCACUUUUGGUGAAGAUGCAGCUAAAUACACAAUGGUGUUGUUCACCCAUGGAGACCAGCUAAAGAAGCAAAGCAUUGAGGGCUAUAUUUCAGAGAGUCCUGAACUGCAAGCCAUCAUUCAGAAGUGCUACCAUCGAUACCAUGUCCUUAACAAUGAAAUCAAAGACCCUAAACAAACCAGUAAGCUUCUGGACAAAAUUGACAAGAUGUCUAUGGCCAACGGUGGAAGCUACUACACCAAUCAAAUGUUCAUUAGAGCAGAGGCAGCCAUAGAAAAGGAGAAAAUGCGACUCCUGACGGAGUUAAAAGCAAAGAGGCAGAAAGAACUGGACAAACUGAGAGCCAAAUAUGUGGAAGAGGUCUACCGUAAGGAGGAGAACAGGGUGAAUAUAAGAUACGAGUAUGAAGCCAGAGCUCAAGCUGAAAGAUCAAAAGACUUCAUAUCUGCUCCGGUAAUUGCUAUAGCAACAACCUGUGGUGCUGCUGUCGGAGGUCUGCUUGGAGCUGCAGGAGGUCCAAUCGGUAUAGUAGUUGGAGUCGCAGCUGGAGCAGCUGUUGGAGCCACAUCAGUGAAAGUUUCAGAGCAUUGCCAUGUGCAAUAAGGACUGUAGAUCACACAGUUAAAUAAUGAUGUUUAUAUAUGAUUAUUUUCUAGGAUAAAUCUAGCCCUCUAGUCUUGUGUAAUCUUGUUGCGCAUAUGCGCAAUUUGCAUUAAAGAUAACUCUCGUAAUCACUUUUUGUUGAUAACUGAAAUAUUUUGUACCUGAAAUAGGAGUUAAUUGACUUGUAUUAUGCCGCACAUUGAAAGGUAUCUUGACUGUAGGCUAUUAUAUUUGUGUAACAUAAUUCAAAUUAGUAAUGUACUUACCAUGAUGGAUUGUGACUGAAUGAUAUGCAGCAUCUAAAUAAAUAGUGGUAAACUGUAUAUGCUAUAUGCUAUUUGAGGGAGGAUCCUAUGCACCUUAAUAGCAAAAUGACCAAAAUAUAUGCUCCUUGUUAACCUGCCAUCUCCCAGGGUAUAGGGGUUGUUUAGGUAAAUACGUUAGUCUAGUCUAUUAGCUGAAUGAGAUUUGUGCAAGUUCAGUCUAUGGCCCCGACCAUGGCUCUGAAAUAUCAUCAGACUAAAGGCCUUUGCACACCAAGUCUGUAUUUUUCAAAACUUUCUUCCGUUUUCGGGACAGGUUUGAUUUUCUGCGGGGUUUUUUUCGCAUCCGGGGAUCGGGGAUGGUAAGUUCUGAUUGCAAAACAAAGGAUGUACGAAAGAUUAGACAGCAAAAUGAGGCAAAUUUCAAGUGAUCAGGUAACGAGUUCCAGGACUUUGGUCCUGUAAAAGAAUAAGUUGUUUAGCAGAAAGAUACCUACAAAUGACCUUUGACUUUUAACAGAAUACAACCCUGGCCACCUAAAUGUGGGAGGAACACAAAAUCGACCUCACGCGAAUUUUCGUAACUAAUAGAAUUAAAAAAUGAAAAAUACGGACCUGAGGUGCAAUGGCCUUAACUGUAUUCUGUAUUGAUAAAUCUGUGGAACUGUCCAAGGUGCUGAAGUAGCAGGCGGAGGGGGAGGGGCAGUUUCUUCUUCUAUGUAUAGAUAUAUAGGAGUAAUGGAGUCAUGAGAGAAUUAAGUCACACUCCCUCUCUGUGUGUUGUUAUCCGAGCUUCUCUGCUUUGGUUUUGAUAGGUCGCGAGUGCAUAUGGCAUAUGGCCGUGAAAAAAAUUAGGUAUUUUACGUAAUGGGGAACGGUCUGUGACAGCCGUGUGGAGGAUAUUUGGAGUACAGCCCCUUAAAACUACAAAACUACAUUUUAUGCUUACUGUGCUUUUAUUGUCAGCUUUGAAUUGAAUGGUUUUUUUUGUCUGCUGUAGAAAUAUUUCUAUAUUCUAGAUGUGUUAUUCUCAUUAUUAUAGUGUAUCCCCUGUAUAAUGUAUAGACUUGGGAACACAGUUAGAUUAGCUCAAGCUCUGAUUACCAUAUAAAUUCAGGAAUCUGAGUGUGUAUAAGACUCAUGACACACAGAAAGUUAGCAUAAGAUUUGAGUACCAUAUAAGUCCAGGAAUUUGAGUGUAUGCAUUACUGUACCAUACGAUGAAGUGGAACGGGGAAAGAGAUGGAGCAUCUGCCCGGAAGACAGGAGGGAGAGAG
Molecule: messenger RNA, 2509 nt
Organism: Sander lucioperca (pikeperch)
Lineage: Eukaryota; Metazoa; Chordata; Actinopteri; Perciformes; Percidae
Product: GTPase IMAP family member 9-like
Exons: 2
Molecular function (GO): GTP binding
Source: RefSeq, a predicted model, not a curated record